GGGAAGAAGAAGUACAGUCGGUGUUGGGACUUUGGAGACGAGGUAGCAAUCUGAAGAGCCAGGAACUUGUAAAGAAAAGAAAACAAGAUCUCCACUUGGGACGUCCAGUAUCUCACUGCAACGUGAACUAAACGAUAAGACUGUUCUACAAUCUUCCUCCGGACACAAUGGCUGACAAUGAGAUAUUUGAUGACCCAGAGAAGCUGAAGAGGGGUCUAGUGAAGGUUCUGGAAUGUGUGGCCACCAUCUCAUCUGCAGCAGCGGUGGUCAAUCCCAUCUUCGGUGUGGCUGGUUCUCUCAUCCGGGUGGUGCUACACCACGUGGACGAUGAAGACAUCCAGAAACUCAAACGUGAGUUUGGCAGCGUGAAUCGAGCCCUGGACGAAAUCUCACAGCAGAACCGUCAAGCCCUGCUGCAAAUCCGAAAGGAAACGCUGGACAAACAGUACCACGAGGUAGAAGAAAACAUUCGCAAUCAGUUCCGCAAAUUCAUGGAGAUCGUGGAGGCCAAACCUGAGCAAGUGCAACGCAAGAAAGAUGAUUUCGUCGAGAGUUUCAUCAAUGAUAAAGAUGACCAGAACAUGUACACGCUUUACGAAGGUGUGAUGGGGAAGCGCAAACUCUUCUCCCAGCCCAUCCUAGACGUCUACAUGAAGCAUUCACAAGGUGACCAGCGCGUCAUGGAAAACCUCUGCACUCGACUCGCGUACCUGUUCUGCAUCGGUUUCAUCGCUCUGAUGGGCUACUACGGCAUCCUGGGGGAUGAUCUGGAAUCACGAAACGAAGAGUGGGAAGAGAAUAUGAGGAACGUGCAGGAGAAAAUGCAGGAGGUGCUGAGGAGAUGCAAGUGAUCAUGAAACCUUUCUGCACAACCAUGCUCUUUAUUCCCUUCGUGCUCCGCCUUUUUUCUCUUACUCUGAUAGAUUUCAUCGACCUGCAGCAUUAUCUUCCUGAUAAUCACAGGUCAUGCUGAAGUAUACACAAUCAUUUCCCCUAAUCUAGGUGUUUUUUUUUUUCACACAG
Messenger RNA from Carassius carassius (crucian carp), 1023 nucleotides. RefSeq names its product protein rapunzel. The record is from RefSeq and is a predicted model, not a curated record. The transcript has 3 exons. Bases 168 to 851 code for a protein of 227 amino acids. Lineage: Eukaryota; Metazoa; Chordata; Actinopteri; Cypriniformes; Cyprinidae.